UAACAACUCUCCUCCUCCAAUCUAUCGUUUCCGCAAUCUGCGUCUGGACAAGUUUCCCACUUUGACAAUCGUCAUCGCUAAACAUAGGUAGCUCCAAAAGGUACCAGCAGAAAGCUGUCUCACAUACACCCACUACGCUGUGCCGUUGCCAGCGAUUUCACUGCUCUUUACACGUCACUCACCAAACAAAGCCAGCAAGGGCAAGGCAGUUUUAUUGAAACCCGACUGAGACGGCUUCUUGCAUCACAAACCUCUCUCUGCUAUAAACAAAGCCUUUCACAACAUACGGGAAGGCAAGGGACGCUGCAGCUCAUCACAAAGUUGCUGAAGAAUUUAGGUUUCAUUGACAAGAGACGCGCCAUGCAAUGGGCCCCUCAUUUCUGAAAGACCUGCGCCGAAAGUCAAAGGCCAGCUUCCGUACAGAGAAGUCGACGGACAGCAGCAAUCUCAGCAAUGGAACAGUGCCCACAUCAAAGUCCUCGUCGACUCUAGGGUCGGCCGUGGGCUCCCAGACACCGCCAGACCCAAUUCUCUCCUCCUAUUCCGAUUUCCAAGCACAAACAAAAUCGUCGCUCCCCUUGCGACCUCAGGUUUCAGCUUCACCAAGCCCUGGAAAGCGGAAUAGUAGUGUCUCUGGAAUGUCAGGGCUUGGAUCGCCAAAUGUACACAGUGCAUUGCCUAUAUCGCCGUAUGCACCGCGCAUACAGUCGAUCUCAGAUGGAGCAUGGGUGAACCAGAAAGUGCUCUUAAUCCAUGGCACUGUCGGUGAUGCAGAGGCACAAGCAAUUGAGGGGAACAUAAGCCUCAGCCGUCUUGACGAUGACUUCCCCGCCAUCAAUUGGCCGGUGACAGAGUCCCAUUUCAAGACUCUAGUAUAUCUCACCCCGGGUAUGAAUAAGUUGCGUUUCGAUUUCUCCUCCCCCAAACUCGCCAACAGCAACUCCACAAACCCUAUACACUCGACAUUCAUCACUAUCCACAUGAUGCCCAUGGCAAACUCGCCCCCAUUGCAAUUGGUAAUCCUCCUCGGCAAAGAUUCCCCCGCCACCUUCGACUCAACGCCAGCGCGCAUUGAGCAGGAAGGUAAUGGCCUUGAUGUCGCUAUAAGGAAAUUCCGGAUGGCGGCGUACUUAUGGCAGGCGUUUACGGCAGAGCAGAUGUUCAGGAAUAAGAUGGGCCGACGCUGUUUCCGAUUUGAAGAGGAGUGGCAGACUGGGACGGCGAAUUACCGGGACCGUGAGGAUGUCACUAUGAGAAACGAGGCCAAGAUCCAUGUUAUAAGGAGUAGUCGAACGGUUGCUGAGAUCCGAUCAAUUGACAGGGCCCAGCAGAACCCAUCGGCAAAAAUGAGCGGAGACCUGUUCAAGAUUGCGGGAGAGGCUGUGGAGGAGUACUUCAAGCCAAGUCCGGGUCAGCACCAAUAUGUGUCUGUUUUGAUAUUGGACUCGCACUGGGAUAAGUCGGCGAAUCUGGUCACAGGGCACGCGGCGCUUGGUGGUACGCAUGGCAGGAUUCAUAUGGGAAUUUUUGGCUCUCACGCCCUACACUCCUAUCCUACCAGCCUCGAGGAAGUGGUACCGGCAUUCACAGAUUGCACCCGAACAGACACCAACUUUGUUGCCAACGACGCAAAUCAGUCCGGGAGCAGCUGGGAAGCUGCCAACAUUGGCAUUGGCGCGCACCUCCACGAGACAGGCCACUUAUUCGGAUGCCCUCACCAGGAGAACGGUAUCAUGCUGCGAGACUACGUCACAUUCAACCGAACAUUUACCAGCCGAGAGCCGUUCUCCGUUCGGACGAAUGAAAAAGGCGGCCUCGUUCUUCCAAAAGACGAAUGUGGGUGGCAUCGCCUCGACUGCCUGCGCUUUAGGAACCAUCCAUGCUUCCGCGUAGUAAGUGAUCCAAAGUUGUGCGCGGAUAGGAGCAUCCACGCUUGGCCUGUGGAUAGCGGAAACGUCUUGAUUACCGCAAACUCUGGUGUUGCAUAUAUCGAGAUAUUCACCGAGGGCGACGAAACUUGCCAUAACUGGAUCGAAUACGGUGAUGGCAACGGCCGCGGCCCUAUCCAGCGGCAGGUUGUGCUGACGGAACUGGAUCUGCGCGGUAGGUUGCCCGACGAUCGGAAAUCGAGGAAAAUAAGGCUCGCUGUUAAAUCGAUCGGCGGUGAGAGCACGGAGAUAGAGGACUUUGGACUCCUGGCGUCGAAAGCUUCAAUGCUGAAGCUGAAGAAUGGACAAGUUGCUUUCCGUGGGGCGAAGCUGGGGCGUUCGCAGACGCAGGGCUCGGAGCCCCAGGAAAUCAUCUUUGAUGGCGUCCUGAAGCAGACGAAACUGCUCACGCAGAUAAAAUUUUACCAUGGGUUUGCUCUGGAUGGUAUUGAGUUUAUUUAUGAGGAUACCUCGACUCAACUUAUUGGGAAGAGAGGGGGGAAGGAAGGAGGGAGUGAUUUUUACCUGGAUACUCGCCGAGGAGAAUGCAUAUUGGGUUUCUACGUGCGCUCAGGCUUCUGGAUUGAUGGCAUCCAACUCCUAACCAGCUGCGGUCGUAAAUCAGAAAUCUAUGGCAAUGCACAUGGUGGAUCUGGGCAUACUUUAAUACCGCCGCGGGGAUACUCGGUGGCGGGGAUUUCGGGUUCUUGUGGGCAGUGGAUGGAUGGGCUGUCUCUUAUUAUCACGCGCUGAAGUGGUUUUAUCCAGGCGAGGGGUGAGGGUAAUUACGAUAACGAGCGAGCAGAGCGACACGGUGAUGAAGGCUUGAACGGUGCGUUCGAAGAUCUCCAUGUCUGGGAGGAGGAUUUCAGACCGCUCCCUAUGGGAUGGGUGCGGUGCGUACAUAUUUGUCGAUCUCAGAGCGGCAACCCGGGUUGAUGCCGCUGUAUAAUAAAUUGUACCCGCCUCUGAUCGGCGGGUUGGGGGGUUGGGUUUGUUGGGCCGGGUCUCUAGACUGGAUGGGAAGGGGUUUUAUGAAUGGGUAAUGAGCUACUAUACUGACUGGAGUUUUUGAUAAUUAUGGAUUGGAUUGAAUUGGGGGUGAGGGUAGAUAAACCGGUAACAAACAAAAGACGAAUCUGUCUAUACUGCAUUUC
Molecule: messenger RNA, 3085 nt
Organism: Pseudogymnoascus destructans
Lineage: Eukaryota; Fungi; Ascomycota; Leotiomycetes; Thelebolales; Thelebolaceae
Exons: 4
Coding region: 366-2681 (771 amino acids)
Cellular component (GO): cytoplasm
Source: RefSeq, a predicted model, not a curated record